GUUCGGUCAGCACUGUUUUCUACCCGGAGUCAUUUAGGAGGCGCACACAUUACAAUGGCAACAUGUUCGAAGAGCAGCAAGGCUGAUGCUGAAGAUGAAAUAAAUGAUCCUGGCGCCGCUCCUUACGGUAACUUCAUAAAUUAUUACAGCUUCAACCCUCCGGAGAACCGCCUGAGUCUGAUUCCACCGGCUCUGCUCAGGGAUUUAGGAUACAGUGAUGAGACCACGCUGAUCCUGGACGUGGGCUGUAACUCAGGGGAACUGAGCGUAGCUUUCUACAAACAUCUGGUGCCUGAGGAACUGUCUGAUAGGAGGAAAGUUCACCUGCUGGGCUUCGACUUGGAUGAGAAACUAGUUCAGCGAGCGGAGGAGAUAAACCCUCUGCCAAGCAGAAUCACCUUCAUCCCUCUCGACAUCACCAAAGACACCAACCAGCUGCAGGACUACCUCAGCCUGCACGGCUGCUCCCACUUCCACUUGUGUCUGUGUCUAGCUGUGACCAUGUGGGUCCAUUUAAACCACGGAGACUCAGGCCUGCUGCAGCUGCUCUCUCGCCUGUCCUCCAUGAGCCAGCACCUUCUGCUGGAGGCCCAGCCCUGGAAGUGUUAUCGCUCUGCAGCCCGGCGGCUGAGGAAGCUGGGACGCCCGGACUUUGACCACUUUAAGACCCUGAAGAUCCGAGGGGAUGUGGCAGAUCAUGCCAGGGAACACCUGGAAAGACACUGUGGCAUGGAGCUAAUCCAGAGCUUUGGUAGCACUGCAUGGGACCGUAAGCUGCUGCUUUUCAGAAAGACGUGAGGGGCUCUGUCAGGAGUUCCCAUCAGCAGGAAGGACAGCAGAAACCAUAAAGACAGAUUGAUAUUAAUCAGCAAUUAGUUUGUUUCUUUUAAAGAAAAUUGCUGCUUCAAAUCUAAAGAUUUCAAAGA
Messenger RNA from Pelmatolapia mariae (spotted tilapia), 926 nucleotides. RefSeq names its product pre-miRNA 5'-monophosphate methyltransferase. The coding region runs from base 55 to 798 and encodes 247 amino acids. Gene Ontology annotation, molecular function: O-methyltransferase activity; RNA methyltransferase activity. The record is from RefSeq and is a predicted model, not a curated record. Gene Ontology annotation, cellular component: cytoplasm. Gene Ontology annotation, biological process: negative regulation of pre-miRNA processing. The transcript has 2 exons. NCBI's taxonomy places the organism in Eukaryota, Metazoa, Chordata, Actinopteri, Cichliformes, Cichlidae.